Molecule: messenger RNA, 288 nt
Organism: Penicillium crustosum
Lineage: Eukaryota; Fungi; Ascomycota; Eurotiomycetes; Eurotiales; Aspergillaceae
Exons: 3
Coding region: 1-288 (95 amino acids)
Source: RefSeq, a predicted model, not a curated record
AUGCAUAUGUUCUUGCCAAAUUGGGGCAACCACUAUUGCUCUCGCGACUACGGCUCCAGCACGUCUAACUCGAGCAGCUACCACUACUCCAAUACCGAUGGCUCCUCCUCCUACUACUACUACUACUACUACUACUACUACUACUACUACUACUACUACUACUACUACUACUACUACUACUACUACUACUACUCCAACUCCAAUGGAAGCACCUACUACAACAGCGGGUCGGGAAGCUCGACCUACACUGCUCCCUCUGGUGGAUCCGGAGGAUCCGGCAAGAAAUAA